Messenger RNA from Coregonus clupeaformis (lake whitefish), 1563 nucleotides. RefSeq names its product tetratricopeptide repeat protein 9A. The record is from RefSeq and is a predicted model, not a curated record. Gene Ontology annotation, molecular function: protein binding. Bases 529 to 1272 code for a protein of 247 amino acids. The transcript has 3 exons. NCBI's taxonomy places the organism in Eukaryota, Metazoa, Chordata, Actinopteri, Salmoniformes, Salmonidae.
CGCGCACUGCAAAUCAACACUGCCUCUGCGCACAUACGAGCGCUAUGGCUCUGACUUUUUAUAGGGAACAGGUUGCUGGAACACACAAACGCGAGAAAUAGCUUGUUAUCAGCCUUCAUUAUCUGGUUGCUGCGUUUCUUCUUUUGAGGUAGGCUACAGCAGUCUGCGAAGGAGAUGUGUCGAUAGAAACCCAUGGCAGAGAUUCUAGAAUCAUGAUUAUAUGAGGAAAAGGAGAGUCGGAUGCACGCACGACCGAAUCCACCGUCACGGAAAGACUGGAAAAUAUAAUAUAUAGGCUGUAACUCACGAGCGAGGUGCCAGGCGGGCACCAGUGUUGCCUAGCGCCAGGCUACUUUGCGCCACAAUAAGAAAACAGGGGAUGCACGAAAACAGUGAAGACAACGGGUGCACGAUGCAGGACUGAAUCGAUAUAUUUCCCCUAGAAUAACCAGACAGACGUUGGGUCGACUUGGCUAUCAUUUCAGUGUAAAGCGCGUCGAAUAAGUAGUCAAAUUUAUUAUCGAGAAGAUGAGUGUAAGCCAAACUGGGUAUGAUGGCAUUUCUAGAGUGGAUGGUGGCACGGUAACGGGCGGCCUCAACAUCAGUGGUACCCCGAAGCUGCAACAGUGUGCUCAGCCUCCCGGUAAUCGACCCAGGGAUGCCCGGUUCCAGCAACACGGCGGGCGGCAGCACCAGCACGGUAGCACGGCUGUCAAACCGCCUAAUUCCGAACGGUCCGAACCCGCGGACGUUGUGAAGCGCGCCAUUGACUUCAAGACUCAAGGCACCCAGUGCUACAAGGAUAAGAAGUACCGGGAAGCGAUUGGCAAGUACCACCGUGCUUUAUUAGAGAUGAAGGGGUUGUGCCGGGUGCUGGGAGACCCCGAUGCCAGCUCUAAGUCUCCUUCCUCGGUGCUGCCUACUAUGAGCAAGUCAGACAGCCUGACAGACGAGCAGAAAGGUGCCAUGGAGAACGCCGAGCUGGAAUGUUACAACAGUCUGGCAGCGUGCCUGUUGCAGAUGGAGCUGGUCAACUAUGAGCGUGUGAAGGAGUAUUGUCUGAAGGUGCUGCGUAAGGAAGGGGACCACUUCAAGGCUCUGUACCGCUCUGGGGUGGCCUAUUAUCACCUAGGAGACUUCCACAAGGCCCUGCACUACCUCAAGGAGUCCCACAAACAGCAGCCAACAGACACCAACGUUCUCCGCUACAUCCAGCUGACGGAGAUGAAGAUCCGUCGUUCUGCCCAGAGGGAGAAGAAAGAGGCCACAUAAACUACCAACUCGCUGUCUGUUUGAUAACUAAGGCUUUGUCCCAGAUGUCACCCUAUUCACUAUGCAUUGCUCUGGUCAAAAAGGAGUGCACUGCAUAGGGAAUAGGGUGACAUUUUGGGACGUAACACACCUAACUUUUCACUCAACGUCAAUUUGUACUUUCUUCAUGCGCAACUCAGACCUACCACACACCACGAUACAGGGUCAUGGUGUUUUAAAGGAUUUAUAUACAGUGAGGGGGGAAAAAAGUAUUUGAGCCCCUGCUGAUUUUGUACGUUUGCCCACUGACAA